GAGAGAGGGGGAAAGAGAGUGAAGGAAAACAAGCAGAAAGAAGGGGGGGGGAGUGGAAGCCGAGGGCUGGAUGAGAAAAACAGGCCGUGUGAAUGGGCCAGGAGCGCGGGGAGCUGGAGAGAGGAGGAAGCUGCCGCCACCGCCGACGCUGCUACUCCCGCUCCUACUCCUCCUGCUCCUCCUCCUGCCGCUCACCUCCUGAGUCAAAGUGGCCUGCGGACUCCCACCAGCAUGCUCUCCCCCACCUCGGACGUGUCCGCAGCAGCGCGGGGUCCAGGACCCGGCUACGUACUCCGGCGGCCUCCUGCCGCGGCCAAUCCGCACUGCUACUGUCACCUCUGCGCCCGCGAUAGGCCCUCGGCCACGGCCCCUGCUGCCCUGGCGCCCGAGUUCCGCCCCGGGCCCCGCGUGAGGGCCUCGCCGGAGGAAGAGGAGGGAGUAGCCGUGCUGGAGGGGCCCCGUGCCAGACGGCCGUUCCCUUCACAGAGGAGGAGUAGGAGGGGGAGCGGGGAGGGAGGGCCGGAGAGGAACGGCGUCACCGGAGGCCACAUCCCACCCAAGAACACGUCGAGAAGAGUGGACUUUUACCUAGGGCCGGACCACUGCUCUGUGCUGGGGGACCACACGCCAGGCUUCCCGCGGGAGUGGGGCCCAUGCUACUCCCCGCCUCCGCGGUGGAACUGGCCGGCGGUGGAGCCGUGCCGGGAGCGCUGCGCCUGCCCGAGGGACGUCUGGCCAGAGUGGGAGAGGACACCUCUGCCCCCGCCACCGCUGCCGCCACUGCCACGGCCUCCAUGCUGCUACUCGCCCGAGAGACAACCCCCCAGCACCAGCCACGUGCCGCACCAGCCGUCAGCGGAGAUCAGGGCUCAUCCGAGGCACAGGGCGGUCGUCCACGGCGGCCUGGGGGAACCCUGCUGGGAGUGCCUACGAGACCACUACUGGAGGGACGCACACAGGCCUGACCUCAUAGCUGUGGAACCUGUGUGCGGGUACAACGGGCAGCACCAUCCAGCCCUCAGCCCUGUGCUCUCAUACGGCCGCGAGCACCAGAGACUCAGCAGGCAGACGAGCCCUGAGCACGGGAACUUUAACGGGCCCAUCCCGGGCCCAAGGACCUUCUUCGCCACCGAGGUUCCCCCGGCAAAGCUACGAGGGUCCUACCAGGAGGAACUCGCUUCCUGUCGGCUUAAGAGCGCGAGCAGGCCUCAGAGGAUAGAGCCCGAGCUAGACGGUCGUAAGGAGAAGAAGAUGGAGAAGGAGAGUAUAUCUGGAGCGGUGGGUCAACACCAGAGUCAGGGGAAUGUGCGGGAGCAGAUCCGGAGGGUGGUGGGCGACCUGGAGGAGGUGCUAGGAGGCCUGAAGCAGGUUCACCUGGAGAUGAAGGAGGUUGUGCAGCAAAUUGACGUCUUGACCUCUAGCAUUGACAUCGACGAAGACGAGCCAGGCAGGCGGACUUCCCAUGAGCCUGUGCUUCAGCAGCAUACUGUCUAUCACGAGGUGAAGGCCCUCGUCCACAGGCCGGCAGGCGCUCACAGCUCACAGGAGCAGAAACAGCAGCAGCACCCGCUGGGCACCAACGGCCACCACACACCUACUACCCCCACCCCCACCUCCAAGCCCUCCACCUGCCACCCUUCUGUCACACGGCGAGGGCACACCACUGCUGGCGACCUGCCCCGGGCCGCGGCCCUGAUCCCGGGCCACGAGGCCGCCAAGGACCAGAGUAAAAUGAACGGCAGCUGCUUGGCCCCUCGCCCGCCCCGGGACCGGGUCAAAGACGCCCAGAGGCGGCGGAUAGAGUUGUCGUCUCCGUCCAGCUCGCUGAUUGCCAACGGCGCCGCCACCACCUCUGUCAAGGGCCACAAGUCUCCACCCUACCCCAACCACAAUGGGCGGGUGGAGACCCUCCACGAGGACUCGGAUGUGUCCAUGGGCGCCCUGCGGACUACUGCCCAUGCAGGGAAGGGCAGGCAGCUCUCCACGGCCAUGUGAGGUGGAGGUGGAGUUGGGGGGUCUGUGCAAGGAAUGCUCCGGAGAUGGAGUCUCCCACCUGGUUGCCAUAAACACGACUAUGCGGCUUACUUGGAGAGGAACGGCCCAGCCGGCCACGUGUCUGGGCUACUCAGGGUAUUGAAGCCAAAGAGGGGGAGAGAGUGGGAGACGUGAAGAGAGACGGGCUGGGGGAGUGCUGAGUGCUGGAGGAGGCACGCAGCCUGAAGGGGGAGGCAUUUCCAAAGGAAUGGAACACUCCGGAACAUCCUGCAAUGCACUGGCAGACUCCAACUCUCCCCAGUGUUCAUUCAGUCAAGCUCAACUACAACUCCUCAAGGGGACACUUACUGAGCACAGGCGCUUGUCCUGUGUGUGUGUGUGUGUGUGUGUGUGUGUGUGUGUGUGUGUGUGUGUGUGUGUGUGUGUGUUCUUUGUACGUUUCUGUGCCAUGCUGUGUGUGUGUGUGUGUGUGUGUGUGUGUGUUUCAGAGAGUUGUGUAUGUCUGUGAUACAUGCAUAUGUGUGUGUGUAUGUGUGUGUCCACACACAUUUCUAGUUACCUCAGACUGAGGAUGGACAUGCAAAUAUUACCAAAGAAACAUCUGAGAACUCUCUGAGUUUCAGGAUUUGAAAAAGAAAACAAAUCCUCUCUUAGGGACAAAGUAAUCCUGUAUUGAUGAAAAAGUGUCUGUAUUUUUGCUGCUCUGAUAUUUUCAAAUAAGCUCUGCUAUGCUUGGCCAGUGACCUCCUGGCUAAUGUCACCUUAUCUGGUGUGAGCACACGCCUCAAACUUCACUCUUCUGAGGGGAUAUAUAAACUGUGAGGAAUGGCGAUAAUCUCUCCACUUUUGGAUUGGUGUUUUCAUACAAAAGCUAUUACACAAAUAAUGUGUUGGAACUGUAGCCAAAGCACUUAAUCCUGAGAUAAAAGAGUUGUAACUGGUC
Molecule: messenger RNA, 2938 nt
Organism: Alosa alosa (allis shad)
Lineage: Eukaryota; Metazoa; Chordata; Actinopteri; Clupeiformes; Clupeidae
Exons: 3
Coding region: 232-1995 (587 amino acids)
Biological process (GO): positive regulation of translation; positive regulation of cell size
Source: RefSeq, a predicted model, not a curated record